AUGGCAGAGAAGAACGACGACGCGCGCUCCGGAGGCUCGGUAGCCUCAACUUGCUCCGCACUUCAAUAUGACGAGAAUGAUUCCUUAAGUGCACGCAACGCCAUGAUGGUGAACAACAAGUGGCUUUCGGACAUAACGUUUAUCGUAGGCCCAGAGAAGCAACGGAUCUAUGCGCAUAAGCUACGUUUGGUGACAGCGUCCCAGUACUUCCACCUCCUUUUCUUUGGGAGCUUUGUCGAGGCACGGCUCGACGAGAUCGAGAUGGAGAAAGAAGAUCCGGAAAUAUUUCUAACAAUCUUGCGGCUGAUUUACGGAGCUCAGGUCGAUAUCGAUGUUGCUAACAUUCGUGAGAUUUACGAUCGCAUUCAAAUGUAUUUACUGCCACAGUCGUGCUUCAAGCCAUUGAUCGAUUGUUUGCUAAAUCUAGUAUCGAAGGAUACGGCAAUGCAGAUUUUGGGAGAAAAUGAUUUUUAUCAAUUUAAAAUGGUGGAUGAAAUGUGCCUACGAUACAUACAAAACAAUCCGCUUUAUUACUUUAAAAGUGUAGAUUUUACCGUUCUAAGUAAGGAAGGAAUGCUUAAAAUUGUCGGUCUGCAACGAAUCAAUUGCACCAAUGACCAGCUACGUGAUGCGGUUCAGAAAUGGCAGUUAGCUAAUCCCGAAGCGGACUCUGGGCAAUUGAUGUCCGUUAUGGAUGGUACACUACGCACAUACAUGUGUGACAAGAUGUUUUUGCUCGGUUGUGUUGCUACUGAAGGCAGUUCAACAGAAACGCAAGACGGAAGAUUUGAGUUAGAAAUACACGGAAAACCGGUAACAUUUUACGGGAUAGGUGUAUACCUUCCUCCGUUUCUCGGCAGUGUUUCUUUGAACUUAAAAACUUUUUGCAAUGGAACGUAUAAAGAACUUUGUCAAAUAUCGCUCACUCGAAAAAGGAAGCGAAUGGAAGUAGUCGAUUUAGUGUUCGAACCAUUGGAACUAGAAGAAGAAAAAACUUACCAGUUUAUAUUGACUCGUUCGCUGGGCGGCUAUAUUUUCCAAACGGAUUAUUUUCCUUUUAUAAACGAACCUUUUCGAUUAGCUGUAAAUCGAGACAGAAACUUGCCGCCAGCCUUCUCUCAUGUAUUGUUCAAAUAUACAGAUGAAGAGCAGUAG
Messenger RNA from Anopheles maculipalpis, 1155 nucleotides. RefSeq names its product kelch-like protein 20. The transcript has a single exon. Gene Ontology annotation, biological process: neurogenesis. The coding region runs from base 1 to 1155 and encodes 384 amino acids. Gene Ontology annotation, cellular component: cytosol. The record is from RefSeq and is a predicted model, not a curated record. Gene Ontology annotation, molecular function: protein binding. Lineage: Eukaryota; Metazoa; Arthropoda; Insecta; Diptera; Culicidae.